CGCUUGGCAUCAGUUGUUUUUUAACAAGCUUACGAGUAGCAUUUGAGGAGUUUAAUUGUGGAUAUUAUUCCAAAUUAUUAUUCUUGUGAAAAAGUAUAUAAAAUAAAAGUAUUUUGAAAGAAGAUGGCUUUCUAUCCAAUGAUGUUCAAUUUGGCCGAUGAUUUGGAUCGUUUCUCACUUGGUGCAGUAACGCCAUAUUACAAUUCGCACGACAUCUGUCCCUAUAUUAGACCAAAUAACCAACUCGCACGUCAUAGUCAUCAUGGUACCACAAAAUUUGGUCAACUCUCGAAAAUUGGAAAGGAUGGUUUCCAAGUUUGCAUGGAUGUGGCACAAUUCAAGCCAAGUGAACUUAAUGUAAAAGUUGUGGAUAAACAUAUUAUCAUUGAAGGCAAACAUGAGGAACGAGAGGAUGACCAUGGUUAUAUUACUCGUCAUUUUAUACGCCGCUAUGGUUUACCAAAGGGUUAUGAUUCUGAAAAAGUCAUUUCAACUUUGUCAUCUGAUGGUGUACUUACAGUUAGUGUUCCUAAGCCACAAAUAGAGGACAAGUGUAAUGAGCGUGUUGUUCAAAUUCAGCAAGUUGGUCCAGCUCAUUUGAAUGUUAAGGAAAAUCCUAAAGAAAUUGAAGGCGAGAAGAAGAAGGAAGAACCCAAAGCUUAAAAUGUACUCAGUAUUUAAAUACAUAAAUAUAAAAUAUUUAUUCAGUUAAUACUUUUGAAGUCAUAUAUAUCUUUGUAGAAUUUUUUUUUUCUUUUUAUUACAUGCAUUGUUUAAACCUAUUAACCUCGAUGAGAGAAAUAAUAGUCUGUUAAUUUAGGUAAUUUCUUUUUUUGUAGAUUUUUAUGAAAUUAGAAGUUUUUCAAAUAAAUAAA
Messenger RNA from Teleopsis dalmanni, 875 nucleotides. RefSeq names its product heat shock protein 23 (gene Hsp23). Gene Ontology annotation, molecular function: protein folding chaperone. Gene Ontology annotation, biological process: response to heat; protein refolding. NCBI's taxonomy places the organism in Eukaryota, Metazoa, Arthropoda, Insecta, Diptera, Diopsidae. The record is from RefSeq and is a predicted model, not a curated record. The transcript has a single exon. The coding region runs from base 124 to 663 and encodes 179 amino acids.